This is a messenger RNA of Aureobasidium melanogenum CBS 110374, 693 nucleotides long. RefSeq lists its product as uncharacterized. The transcript has 2 exons. The coding region runs from base 1 to 693 and encodes 230 amino acids. NCBI's taxonomy places the organism in Eukaryota, Fungi, Ascomycota, Dothideomycetes, Dothideales, Saccotheciaceae. The record is from RefSeq and is a predicted model, not a curated record.
AUGGAAGACGUACAUGCAAGCGCAUCGGAGAACAACAACCACGUCAAAGCCCAAAAAGGUUCCCGACUGUCGCGCUACUUGAAAGCGUCAAUACCAGCAGACACACACAUCAUCGAAUUCGAACUUUUGCUGCUUAGCUUUGCUACCGGCAUGCAGGACGCAAUCGCCUAUCCGGAUUUUGCGUGCUUUGCUUCCAAUCAAACUGGCAAUACUAUCAUCCUUGCCAUCGGCGCGCUGGACAUCUCGUCGCCUCAUUCUUCAAGCCAUGUGGACCUCAUCAACGCAGUCAUCUCUCUGUCGUGUUUUGCUGCCGGAAUUCUGACUCUGGGACAACUCGCCAAUUGGUUCGGCAUCAGACAUUUGCGGUGGUGGUUAUUAGCAUCAAACCUAUGGCAGACGGUUCUGAUGGCUGUAGCGGCGAUCCUCGCGCACGCUGCAGAUAAUGACACCAAACCCCGAUUUCGGAAAGCUGCAUUGGCUAUAUUGGCACUAUCCUCAGGCUCUCAAGUAGGCAUGGUUCGCGCCCUCAAAAUCACAGAUAUCACUACUGCGAUGGUAACAGCAGCUUACAUUGACAUCUUCAUCGAUCCGAGUCUUUUUGCCGGAGUAACGAGGAACAGACAGAGGAAUAGACGGGUGGGUUUUCUUAAUAUGUGGGAUCCGCGGCGACUUUGGGGAUCUGUACUGGUAUAA